CGUGUCCGGAAUUUGGGCAGCGGACUACAUGGCGAUCCCUGAGGACACGUUUGUGGAGUGCACGGAUGGCCCACCCGGAUCGAUUCCCAUGCACGAAGCUUUCCAAGUGGACAACUUGGGGGCCGAAAUGGUUCCAGAAGGCAUCUACGUAUCGGGGAACGCCACCACCAUAUGGAAUUUUCCGCGCACCGAUCGCCUUUCCGCCAGGAUUAGUGUUUUCCAUUAUAAUCGCGGUACUUGGGAGCCGACUGUAUUCAACGUAGUUACGAGGGACGUUUGCUCUACGAUAUUCGACAAAAACACUUACUGGUACACAUCGUGGUUCCAAAACCUCUUGAACCCGGAGGAAAUUAGGGAAAAGUGUCUUAUAACCAAAGAUACCGUUCUGGUGUACAAUCCAUUCCUUUUGAAGUUACGCGCGAAUAACAUCAUUGGGCCCUCUCUUCAUGGUCGCUAUAAGUCGGUUAUCAUUUUUGAAGCCUUCGACGAAAAUAACGUGCGGCGACCGACAUCCUUGUGCUGCGAAUUUAGAGCUCAGGUCGAAAGGAUUAAGAAUUAAUUUUAAAUCUGUAAUAUUUAAAUGUACA
Molecule: messenger RNA, 587 nt
Organism: Drosophila subpulchrella
Lineage: Eukaryota; Metazoa; Arthropoda; Insecta; Diptera; Drosophilidae
Exons: 3
Coding region: 29-559 (176 amino acids)
Source: RefSeq, a predicted model, not a curated record